AUGUAUACUAUGAUCACUGGCUAUGGCAAGAUAUUGGAGCACACACAGAUUGGCGGCUAGGAGGUGACUGACUCAUGGGAAAUGCGAACGGCAAAGAAGACGACGUCGCCGCCGCCGCCAGCGGUGUGACCUCAUCUUCGGCGAGAUCCAACGGCGGCGAUCCUUCUGCACGCAGUCGUCAUCGUCGUCCUUCUUCAGAUUCUAUGAGCAGUUCUCCUCCCGGAAGUCCCGCUCGAUCUCCAUCUCCUUUCUUAUUCGCUCCUCAGGUUCCUGUGGCUCCAUUGCAGAGAGCAAACGCUCCUCCUUCUCCUAAUAACAUCCAAUGGAACCAAUCACAGAGAGUUUUUGAUAAUCCACCAGAGCAAGGAAUCCCUACUAUCAUUACUUGGAACCAAGGAGGUAAUGAUGUGGCGGUGGAAGGAUCCUGGGACAAUUGGAGAUCAAGGAAGAAGCUGCAGAAAUCGGGAAAAGACCACUCAAUUCUCUUUGUCCUUCCAUCUGGCAUAUACCACUACAAGGUGAUUGUCGACGGUGAAUCCAAAUACAUCCCAGAUUUACCCUUUGUAUCAGACGAAAUUGGCAAUGUCUGUAACAUUCUCGAUGUUCAUAACUUUGUGCCAGAAAACCCAGAAAGCAUAGUGGAGUUUGAGGCGCCACCGUCACCUGAUCAUAGCUACGGUCAAACCCUACCAGCCGCAGAAGAUUACGCGAAAGAGCCACUUGCGGUGCCACCUCAGCUUCAUCUAACACUUCUUGGCACCACAGAAGAAACAGCCGUAGCCACAAAGCCUCAGCAUGUGGUGCUUAACCAUGUGUUCAUAGAGCAAGGAUGGACUCCUCAAUCCAUAGUAGCUUUGGGUUUAACCCACAGGUUCGAGUCUAAGUACAUAACUGUUGUCCUCUACAAACCGCUCACACGGUAACCCUAAAAAUUCAGUGCCACAUUGUUCUCUCUCUUUUUUUUUUUUUCCAUAUCUCAAUUAUGUGAAACCUGUACUUUGUUCAUAGUGAGUGCCCAACAUUGAGUUUAUUAACCUCUUUCUUACCUGGUUUGUGGUGCUUGUGUACAAAGCUUCUCUCAUUGUAACAAAAGAAAAAACUACCAUUUUCGAUUGUACUCUUAUAUUUCCUGCAAAAACUGUGAAAUACAUUCUCUAAUAAUGGCUAGAAGAUUAU
This is a messenger RNA of Arabidopsis arenosa, 1176 nucleotides long. The record is from the annotation of a GenBank genome assembly. NCBI's taxonomy places the organism in Eukaryota, Viridiplantae, Streptophyta, Magnoliopsida, Brassicales, Brassicaceae.